AUGAUUAAUUGUGAAAAUUCAUUAACAACUAAAAAUAAUUCACAAUAUCGUAAAGAUUUUUUAAGAAAAUUUCGAUUCGACAAUUCAUCAUGGUUAUUUUCAUGUACUAAUCAUAAAUAUAAAGAAUGUUCUAAGAAGAAAAUCACACUACAAUUCACGGAACAAUUACAAAUAGAGUCUACAUUGAACUUAUUAGAUAACAUUGAUCCCGAUCAACUAUACUGUAUCCUAACUGAAGUGAUUCAUCAAUUAUUCAAUACAAGUCGUUUUGUAUCGAUUCAACAAUUGGAUUCAUUAAAGUUGGAAUUAAUAAAUAAUAUUGGAACUUUCACAAUUGAUCAUCAGCAUCGAAAUGAAUGGAAAACACAUUCUACAGGAAAAUCUAGUACAAAAUCUAUUCAUAAUAAAACACAUAAUUGUAUUGUCUUCAACUUGAGUAAUGAGGCAAUAUCAUAUGGUAAUAAUGUGAAAAGUUUUGUAGUCAAGGUAAAUCAUAUCAAAAAUGCACAAUUACGUAAUUUAUUAUUACUCAAUAAAGAUACAAUUAAAAAAGAAAACUAUGUGGUUAUUUGCAUAAUAUAUGAAAAUGGUAAUUCAAUGAAUGGGAUUCUAAUAUCGUUUAUUGUUAAAACAUUUUUGGACAAUGAUAGAAAAUCAUUGGAAAUGUUUACUGUUAAGUUAAAGACACUCAAUGAAGUAAUCAAGAAGUAUGUGAUGAAAUCAUCAAUGGAACUUCAAUAUAACUUACAAAAUAAUUAUUCCAUUCCUUUAGAAGGUUAUUUGUAG
This is a messenger RNA of Schistosoma bovis, 786 nucleotides long. NCBI's taxonomy places the organism in Eukaryota, Metazoa, Platyhelminthes, Trematoda, Strigeidida, Schistosomatidae. The record is from the annotation of a GenBank genome assembly.